Molecule: messenger RNA, 1080 nt
Organism: Tinamus guttatus (white-throated tinamou)
Lineage: Eukaryota; Metazoa; Chordata; Aves; Tinamiformes; Tinamidae
Product: proteinase-activated receptor 2
Biological process (GO): thrombin-activated receptor signaling pathway; positive regulation of Rho protein signal transduction; phospholipase C-activating G protein-coupled receptor signaling pathway
Cellular component (GO): plasma membrane
Molecular function (GO): thrombin-activated receptor activity
Source: RefSeq, a predicted model, not a curated record
AUGUAUUUUUUGCCUCCACCCGCCUCUGCUGCCGUCUAUGUCUCCAUCUUGCUUGGCUGCACCCGGCCCUGCUCGGCUGUUGAGGUCUCCACAGCCAAGCGCCCAGUGCGUGGCAACGGGCGAGCCUUGAUCCCUCUCACUCCCCAAGAAGAGGUUGAGUGCCCCAGCGCCUCUGUGGAAACUUUUCUCAACAGCACCGUGACCACUCAUGUCCUCCCUGCUCUCUACUCCGUGGUGCUGCUUGUGGGGCUGCCAGCCAAUGCUCUUGCCUUCUGGGUUCUGGUGACCAAGUUCAGAAGUUCCAGCACCUUCUUCCUUCUUAACCUGGCCAGUGCUGACCUGCUUUUUGCCCUCCUGCUGCCCUUCAAGAUCUCCUACUACCUUUUGGGCAACCAGUGGCUCUUUGGGGACUACCUGUGCCGCACCAUGGUAGCUCUCUUCUAUGGGAAUAUGUAUAGCUCCAUCCUAUUCCUCACGUGCAUUGGCCUGGAGCGUUGCAUCUCUGUGGUGCACCCAUUCCUGUGGAAGGGAUCCAGGUGGAAGUGGGGCAGAGUGGGUGUCUCUGUGGGGAUUUGGCUGGCAGUGGGGCUGGGCACGAGCCCUAUGCUCUUAAUUCCCCAGACAAAGCACAUCUCAAGGCUGAAUAUCACCACGUGCCAUGAUGUCUUAGAGAAGCACGACCAGAAGUUCUUCUUCUAUUAUUUCUUCUCCCUGGUAGCACUGGGCUUUGGCCUGCCCUUCGUGCUCAUGACCCUCUCCUAUGGCUGCAUCCUGGUGCGGCUUGCGGCCAAGGGGAAGCAAUAUGGGCAUGCGAUACGUGUCCUGGGCCUGGUCCUCCUCGUCUUCAUCCUCUGCUUCACCCCCAGCAAUGUGCUGCAAUUCCACCACUACGUGCUGAGUGCCACGGGAUGCCUCAAUGUCACCUACGUCUGGUACGCCGUGGCGCUGGCGCUCAGCGCUUUCAACACCUGCUUUGAUCCCUUCAUCUACUACUAUGUCUCCAGGGAUUUCCGGGCCUGCUUCUGGGAUGGAGGCGCCUGCUGCCCCAGGCACAGCCCCCUGCCUGGAUACACAUCCUAA